AUGGCACCGUCAUCAGAAACUUCCGUCCGUAAAAACAUGAUCCCUUCAUUUCUCUACGGUUCUUCCCCUAGAACCCUACCGGUUAUUCACCAGAUCAUCAGUUCCGGCCCCGCUCCUUCCGCCGCCGCGUCGCCUUCAUUGACUGGAACUGGAUCUUUCAUGAUUCCUUCUCCCAAGGAAUCCGGUAAGAUCGAGAUGUACUCGCCGGCUUUCUAUGCUGCUUGUACUGCUGGUGGAAUUUUGAGCUGUGGUCUUACUCACAUGACCGUCACUCCUCUUGACCUUGUCAAGUGUAAUAUGCAGAUUGACCCUGCCAAGUACAAGAGCAUCUCAUCAGGGUUUGGAGUUUUGCUCAAGGAGCAGGGAAUCAAGGGUUUUUUCCGUGGCUGGGUUCCUACCUUGCUUGGUUACAGUGCACAGGGUGCUUGCAAAUUUGGAUUCUAUGAGUUCUUUAAGAAGUACUAUUCUGAUAUUGCUGGUCCUGAGUAUGCAAACAAGUACAAGACCUUGAUCUACCUCGCUGGUUCAGCAUCUGCUGAGGUCAUUGCUGAUGUUGCACUUUGCCCAUUCGAAGCUGUGAAAGUACGUGUUCAAACUCAACCUGGUUUCGCAAGAGGUCUUGGUGAUGGCCUCCCAAAGUUUGUCAAAUCGGAAGGAGUUUUGGGGCUGUACAAGGGAUUAGUUCCUCUAUGGGGACGACAAAUUCCAUACACAAUGAUGAAAUUUGCCUCUUUUGAGACCAUUGUUGAGCAAAUUUAUAAACACGCUAUCCCCAGACCAAAGAGUGAGUGCAGCAAAUCUCUGCAACUUGGUGUCAGUUUUGCUGGUGGAUAUGUUGCUGGUGUCCUCUGUGCAAUUGUGUCUCAUCCUGCUGAUAAUCUGGUAUCUUUUUUGAACAAUGCCAAAGGUGCCACCGUCGGUGAUGCUGUUAAGAAGUUUGGUGUGGUGGGUCUUUUCACCCGAGGUCUCCCUCUCCGUAUUGUUAUGAUUGGAACACUUACAGGAGCCCAGUGGGGAAUAUAUGAUGCUUUCAAAGUCUUUGUGGGGCUGCCAACAACUGGUGGUGCUGCUCCUCCUGCUGAGACCAUAAAGGCAUAA
This is a messenger RNA of Lathyrus sativus (Indian pea), 1098 nucleotides long. The record is from the annotation of a GenBank genome assembly. NCBI's taxonomy places the organism in Eukaryota, Viridiplantae, Streptophyta, Magnoliopsida, Fabales, Fabaceae.